Molecule: messenger RNA, 513 nt
Organism: Schistocerca nitens (vagrant locust)
Lineage: Eukaryota; Metazoa; Arthropoda; Insecta; Orthoptera; Acrididae
Gene: mRpL55
Product: 39S ribosomal protein L55, mitochondrial
Exons: 2
Coding region: 108-476 (122 amino acids)
Biological process (GO): translation
Cellular component (GO): mitochondrial large ribosomal subunit
Molecular function (GO): structural constituent of ribosome
Source: RefSeq, a predicted model, not a curated record
UUCGUUUGUGAUCUUUGAGUUAAAAGAGUAGAAUGAAAUUUUAUUGUAGUUGACAGUGCUAAUUGUUUUUAACUUUACAAGAUUUCGUUUUGUACCACGUGGAAGUAAUGUCAGCUUUUUUGCGAAGAGAAUUCAAACGCUUGCCAUGUCUUUAUGAGAAUGGAAAGUGUGAAAUGAAACGCCAUUUAAAUAGUAAUACGGCAAGUGUAUGUAAGAUACACCGACAGGUAUAUCCGCGGACCUAUCCUGUUCUUAUUGUUUUGCCCGAUGGUGCCACUAUAAACAUCAGAUAUCAUGAACCAAGGAAAAUCAUAAAGCUUCCUUUGGAUCUGUCUACACUGAGUGAUGAAGAACGUAAGCUCCGUUUGGAAAAGCGGAAGCCAAAGUCCAAGGUGAAGAUAGAAGAUGACUAUGAAGAUGACUUUGAUGUUAAUAAAUAUCUAAAAUAUAUCAGAAAAACAAAUUCUAAUGUAUAGAAACAAGUAUUGUAUUUCCAGUAAUAAUAAUAAUAAU